This is a messenger RNA of Biomphalaria glabrata, 4918 nucleotides long. Its product is annotated as T-complex protein 11-like protein 1. NCBI's taxonomy places the organism in Eukaryota, Metazoa, Mollusca, Gastropoda, Planorbidae. The coding region runs from base 346 to 1845 and encodes 499 amino acids. The transcript has 10 exons. Gene Ontology annotation, biological process: signal transduction. The record is from RefSeq and is a predicted model, not a curated record.
AUCACUUCCGUAAACAACAUCGAUCUCAUUCAGUCAUUGUGUAAAUAUUGGAUUAUUCCAGAUUUUUCGGAAUUACUCAUUGAUUUCCAAUCAUUUCAGCUGAUUUAAUUAUAUCUAGAAUCUAGAUUAAAAACGCUUUAAGAUCUAGAUCUUCAAUGAAUGCAUUAACUUAAUGUUAGCUGACUUUUGCACAUACUUAAAUUUUUUAUUUGUAAAUUUGCAUCCUAUGAAAAGUAGGUCACUCAACCAGCUGAUUUCUUUAUUUCUUACACCUGACCUGAAUGAAGUGAAUGUUUUGAAAAAAAAGUUUUCUUUGUUUUCGAGCCGAUCUAAUUGUACCAUAAAAUGUCUGAUGAGAAUGAGUCAAAGCGCUCGCCUUCCUCUCAACCGAUGGAAACAGGCCAAUCUCCUAGAACUCAAAACAUUCCAGAUGAACUUCUAAAUAUGGUUGGAGCUUCCCCUCCGAGAUUUGUUACAUUUGAACAGCUUAUGUCUGCUGCAGAUGGUAUAAAAAAUAUGACAUUAGCCCAUGAAAUUGCAGUAAAUAAUGACUUUGUUUUACAUAAGGAAGAAGACUCAUCUUCCAGUAUUGAAAAACAAGUUGCAGAAACUGUGAAACGAGCCUUCUGGGAUGCCUUUGCAGCAAAGAUAAGUCAAGAUCCACCUGAUUUCACAAUGGCUUAUGUCAUGUUGGAAGAACUUAAAGAGACUCUUGUGGGGAUCCUGCUACCUCAACAUCAGAGACUAAAAGAUCAGAUCAAUGAGGUGCUGGACAUGCCAUUGAUUAAACAGCAGAUGGAGCAGCGUGUGUUUGACUUUGAGUACUAUGGCAGAUACGUCACAGACACCAUGGCUAGGCUGUGUGCCCCUGCUAGAGAUGAAAAGAUUGCUGAGAUUAGGACCAUCCAAGAUGUGGUGCCCAAGUUCAAGGCUAUCAUGGAGACCUUGGAACUAAUGCGUAGAGACAUGGCCAACUUUACCAUCAAACAGAUUCGGCCUUACAUCCAACAGAACUCCAUUGAUUAUGAGAGGAAAAAGUUCUCAGAAUAUUAUGAAACUCAGAAAGCUCUAGGUGUAAAUCCAUUGAAAUAUACAGAGGUCUGGCUUAAGAGAAACUUUGAAAAACUCGUUCAAAGUACAGGCCAGAACUUGACCAGCAGUAGCACUACCUCCACCCCCACUCCUGCCAAUGUGUUGAAUGAAGCUUACAUUGAAGUAUUGGAAUGGUCUGACCCUAACAACUUUCCAGAAACACUCAUGUUAGACCAGUUGCGUUUCAUGGCUUUACGAGACAAGCUACACACUCUUGGUUUGAUCACCUCUGUCCAACUAAUUACCUACAGCGUAGUGGGUUCCCCUGUUGAAGGUGUUGAGGACUUGAAGCAGAAGUUGAGAGAUCAUGUUGACCUUCUACUGCAAGAUGUAGCUCAAAAAGGCAUUAAAGCUGUCCAGGAAUCAAUAGCAGAGCAGGUUGUCAAAGAUGUUAGUGACAGUGUCAUCCAAAGAGGUUUGCCCCCAUUGACUGAAAAGACCAAACUUGACCUCAAAGGUCAGAUUCUAAGUCUUGGGUCCAGAGAGAAUACAGUGAGAAGAUUAAUGAUCACUCGCCUUAUGGAGUUUAUCCGAGAAGGAAUGACAGGGAAGCAGUUAAACAGUUUGAGAGUGCCUAAAGGUUGCACCGUGGUGCAAGAAGAACUAUCACAGGUCCUUGGCAAUUUUCUACGCUUGACAUCCCACAAUCGAUCUGUGUUUGGAGAGCAGUACAGCCAAAUUCUGGGUCAGCUGAUGCACAGAUCUGGAAGUGACAUAUCUCCACGAGGCAACACUGUUGUCAACGCUCUGUGAAACACUGUGGAUCUCUUUCUUGGAAAAAAAAACAAAUCAGAUGGAGCUGAAAAGUAUCCCGAGGGCAUUGUUUGCUUAGCAUCUGUAGUUGGACUUUAGUUAAGGUAGAUACGUUUUGCAGCAGUAUGUAAUUGUAUUGAAGCAUUGAAUAGCAUUAAACUGUCAGAUGUUUGAUUAUCUGGUGGUCUUUUGAGUGUCUGACAUUUGAUUGUCAUAAAUUAUGGUCAUUUCAGUGUCAAACAUUUGAAUGUCAGAGUGUCAGCAGUUGCUCCUAUUUGAUGUCCACUGUAUUGCUGUCCUGUGAUAUUUUUAAUUGUUUACUAACAUUUGCCAAGAUUGUUUUUAAUCUAAUUUGCAUUAUAUUUCACAUUAUAUGUGAAGCAUUCAAUGGCAAAAGUAAAAAAUUAUAUUAUUCAUGUGUGACCAAAUAAUUAUGAAACAAUCUAACUUUCAAUAUAUAUUUCUAUUUUGUAAAGGACAUUUUUAGUAUACAUUCAGUAGCCAUUAAGAAGUAACUACAUCAUUUUACUUGAAAAAAAAUGUAUCUAUAAUUCCAAAGUUAACUGAAAAACAUUCAGUUCAGUAUACAAAUAUAAAUAUUAAAGCCUUCUGUUUACAGUACAGAUUUAAAGAUUUUUUUUUCUAAGGGAAAGGGGGGGGGGGCUGUGUUUGUAUAAAUACUUUUCUGUUUCUAUAAGCUCAUGAAAGUCUUGUUCUGGAAGACAUAUAGGGAGUUACACUGUACACCGUAGCAAUUAUUACAUGUUCUCAUGUAGCAAUUUCAUUGGCUGAAAAGUGUUCAAAAUUAAGUAUCAAAGCUUGUGCAUUAUUUAAUAAGGUCAUGGCCUUUUUGCAUAGAAAAAUCAUAAUAAAAAACAACACUUGUGCCUAAAAACAUGUUAAAAUAUUUUGUAGUCAUUUAUUUAACAUUUAUAUACAUACACGUUCUGACAUUCCACAUUCUAUUAGUAUUGAAAAGAAAUACUAAAAACAACAACAUAGAAUAUACACUUUUCAUAUUAGUUCACUUCUAGCUAGUAUCCAGCAUUCAUUCUGAGCCUAACAUUUGAUCUGAUUUCUUUUCCCAACAAUGUACAUUAAUCUGUCUCAGAAAAAUGGAUUUGAAAACAUUAUACAAAUGAAAUAUAAGAAUAUUGUGUAUUUUGAAAUAAUAGGAAAACUCAAAUGUGUACUUCUGUGUUACUGCAACUUGUGACUAAAAAAAACAUAAAAAAUUUGUUUAAAGCCUACUAAUGUAAAUAAAAAUGAGACUAAAAUUGUGUGUUUUUAUUGAUUUGAAUAACAGUUUGCCUUUUUCAGAGUGAUACCCCUUGUGUUAGUGUUUCAAGGUGUCUCAGAGUGAGACCUAACGUUAUAGUAGGCCUCUACACUGACCUGCGAUGUCAUACAAAUCUGUGACUUGGCCAUGCGCUAUUGGUCUCCACUACCCAUACAGGUUGUGACAUCGCAGGUUGGUGUUCAGGCCUUCUGUGUCUAUUGGUCUCACUCAGCAGUUCAAUUAAUCAGCUUGUGCAUACAUACCAUAUGCUUUUCAAAACAGAUGAUGAGAAUUUUGUUCUUUAUCUGCUAUAUAAACUUUUUUUCACUCAAAAUAUUUGGUUGAAGAGUGCAAUUUAUGGUACUGGUAAUUAUAAGAAACUAGUUUUCUAACCACACAGAAAUGUUUUUUUUUUAACUUUUAUUUUCAGUUCACACUCUUAAGUUCACACUUCAUUCUUAAUCAACACCUUGAGUUCAGAAACACACAAUUCAAAUAAUUUAUUUGGACAACUUUUCAUUAUCUUAUAAAGCUGAAAUUUUGCACAUAAGCUUGUGCUGCAUGACAACACUUUUAAGAGAGAUCAGUUCAUUAAUUAUUAAAUUAAUCAACAAAAUCGUUUUACCUUAUGUAGAGAGACAAUAUAUUUUAUUAACAUUUCCGAAAGAUCACUUCAUUAAUUAUUGAAUCAAGUAAAUUAAUUGUUUAUGUUAUUUUGGUAAAAGUAAAAAAAUUGUUGGCCAUUUUAUUUUCUAUACAAUUAAAUAGUAUUUACAAUCUAGAUUUAUAAUUUAUGUUUGAACUUUUGUAAUAUGGUUAGUUAUAUUGUUAGGGCACCAUGAUGAUAUACUCUAUAUCUGUAUUAGCCAUUUUAUUUUUCAAUGAUUCUUUUGUUUAAUAUAUUAUUUGAACUUAAAGUAGCAAUUUCUUUUUUUUUUUAAUUUAUAUUACUUGUUAGGCUUACAAAUAUAUUUUUCAUUUCAUAAGUUGGCAGCAUUUGGUUUCUUUUAAAGGAACUUCUUUUGAUUAAUAAAUUCUGUAUAAAUAGCAAUGAUGUUGCUAAGUCAGUUGUUUUGUUGUCCAAAUGGAACAGUAUUAUUAAUCGAAAGACUUUUUAAAUUCUAUUCAAUUAUCUCUUUUCGAAAGACUUGUUCUGUAAUGAUUUCGUUGUUAUAUAUUCCUCUUCCAGGCUCUUAAUGUCAUAACUCACAGGAUCUCAUACAGUUAAUCUUAUAGAAUGUAUUGCUUCAUAAUAUACAGCAUGCAUUUGAACCAAAGAUAUAUAUAUUCAUAUAUAAUAGUCAGCCAUGUUGCAUUCUUUGAACUCAGUUUAGAAUAUGGAAAAGAAUGUAUUGAAACUUGUGUCAAAAAAGGUUUCCUUUUAAAUCUAGAAAAAUAUUUUGCAUGUUAACUUAACAUUUAUUCUAUACAUAUAAUUCUCACAUAUCAUGUAGUUGUUUUAUUUCAAGUGAAAACAUUUGUUUAAUUUUGAAGUCUUGCUGCUAAUUUUUGCAUAUUCAAAGAAGAGUAAUUUAAGUUUAGAUAUCCAUUAAUAUGGUUUAUAAAUACAUUGAACUUAAGAAAAGAACUGCUCUAUUUCUCUCUACUUUUGUAGAAAAUAGUAGGCUGAAUUUCUUUUUGUUUUUAAGUUGGCAAAUUGUAUAGAUAUUUGUUGUGAUAUUGACUUAGUUGUUUUAUUUUAAAUCAGAUGCAUACUUUAUAGAACAAAUACAUUCUCUCAUACUGUUUUAGUUAAUUUUAUAUCUUUGGAAAUAAACUUGACAUAUUACUUGA